Symsagittifera roscoffensis is the source of this 3843-nucleotide messenger RNA. RefSeq names its product pre-mRNA-processing factor 40 homolog A-like. Lineage: Eukaryota; Metazoa; Xenacoelomorpha; Acoela; Convolutidae. Gene Ontology annotation, molecular function: RNA binding; protein binding. The record is from RefSeq and is a predicted model, not a curated record. The transcript is spliced from 5 exons. Gene Ontology annotation, biological process: mRNA cis splicing, via spliceosome. The coding region runs from base 4 to 3486 and encodes 1160 amino acids. Gene Ontology annotation, cellular component: U1 snRNP; U2-type prespliceosome.
UUCAUGAGUCGUCCUCCUCAUUUUGGAGGCGGGUAUGGGGGACCUCCAUCGAGGCCUCCAUUCCACCACUUUCCACCCAGAGGUGGAGGAGGAUGGAACGAUGGACCCCCUCAUCGACCUCCAUUUAGGGGACCCCCUCCGCAUGGGGGCGGAAUGGACCAUCCCAACAUGUACCCUCCUCCACAUCACAACCAAAUGCAUCCCCCACCUCAUCAACCGCCGCAUGGGCCAGGGGGGUACCCGCCUCCCAUGCACAGGUACCCACCGCCAGGACCCUAUGGACAACCACCACCGGGAUAUCCCCCACCGCAUUUUGGUGGACCCCCACCGCAGUACGGGGGACCCGGUAUGCCGCCUGGACCAAUGAUGCGGGAUCCCAAUGUACCACCCAUGCAACCAUUCGGGGGAAUGAGACCACCUAUGGGCAUGAAGAAUGAACCGGAACCAGAAGAGGAGUCUAAAUCGAUCAAAUCUGACUCAGUGUGGUCUGAGCACAAGUCACUUGACGGGAAGACAUACUUCUACAAUAAGGAGACGAAGGAGUCCAUUUGGGAGAAGCCGGACGACCUGAAGACUCCUGCUGAGCUGCUGCUGUCCAAGUGUCCCUGGAAGGAGCACCACUCGGACGAUGGCAAGACCUACUAUCAUAAUGUGGACACCAAGACUAGUGUGUGGACCAUUCCCGAGGAGUUAAAGGAGGUGAAGAAGCAGAUAGCAAUGAUAGAAGCAGAUGAGGAGCGGAGCAGAGUGAGAGAAGAGGAGGAAAGAUUGCAGCAGGAGGAUGCUCAACAACAGCCACCUCCUGCCGCGAACCCAUACAUGAUGCCCGGACCCCCUCAUAAUCAGUUCCCACCCACAGCACCCGGUGGACCAGGCAUGAUGUUGCCUCCCGGCUCUGCCGCUGCUAUGGGAAACAACCCUCUAAUGGCCUUCGUGGGCGCACAGGCGGGUGGUCCACCCACUGGAGAAAUGCCACCGAUGGGUGUGCCUCCUAUGGGAAUGCCGUAUCAGGCACCAUUGGGAGUACCGGCUCCAGUGAUGCCAGUGGUAACUGGAGUUCCGAUGGAGACUAACCAAGCAGCAAUUGUGCCUACAACUGCGAGUGCAGAAAAUGUUGAUGCUGAAGCUGUGAAGAAGCAGUACAACUUCGAAAACAAAGAAGAAGCCAAGCAGGCAUUCAGGGACCUCCUCAAGGACAAAAAGAUUCCAUCUAAUUUCUCCUGGGAAAACGCCCAGAAGCAAAUCAUCAGUGACCCCCGAUAUGUGGCACUUCCCAAAAUAAGUGAGAAGAAACAAGUUUUCAAUGCUUACAAAACCCAAAGAGCUAAGGAAGAAAAAGAAGAGGAAAGAGCUAGAAAGAAACAGCAGAAGGAAGAUUUGACCAAGUUCUUCGAAAAUGACCCGCAAAUGCAUUCUGGACUUCGUUAUACAAAGGCUGAGAAGUUUUUCUCUCAUUUGGAUGUGUGGCAAAAAGUUGAAGAAAGAGAUAGAAAAGAGAUAUUUGAAGAUGUGGUUUUCCACUUGGCAAAGAAAGAAAAAGAAGAGGCGAAGGUUCUCAAGCAGAGAAAUAUGACGUCAUUAACUGCGAUUUUGCAGCAAAUGGAUCAAGUUAACUACCUCACCACUUGGUCGGAAGCGCAACAGUUUCUUUUGGACAACCCGACGUUUGCAGAAAACGAGGAACUACAAAAUAUGGAUAAAGAAGAUGCUUUGAUUUGCUUCGAAGAGCACAUUAGAAGUUUAGAGACAGAGAAUGAGGAAGAAAAAGCGAGGGAAAAAUUGAGGAGACGAAGAAUUGAAAGGAAAAAUCGGGAGGCUUUUGUUACUUUAUUGGACAAAUUACACUGCCAGGGAAAACUGACCUCUUUAUCGCUUUGGAUGGACCUGUUUGAAGAUAUCAAGAAAGACCACGCAUUUGAUAACAUGCUGGGACAAGUAGGCUCGACGCCCUUAGAUUUGUUCAAAUUUUAUAUUGAGGACUUAAAAGACAGGUUUUCAGACGAGAAGAAAAUGCUGAAAGAUAUGAUGAAGGAUCACAACUUAGUGGUGGAAACAAACACCACUUUUGAGCAGUUUGUCAAUGGAUUAAAAGGUGACGAUAGAUGGAGGUCAAUUGAUAUAGGAAACCUGAAAUUGGCGUAUAAUUCGUUAGUUGAAAAGGCAGAAUCAAGAGAAAAGGAAAGAGUUAAAGAGGAACAGCGUAAUGCUAAGAGAAGAGAAGGCUCCUUUAAAAAUAUGCUGAAAAGUCAUGCGGCGCCACCUCUGGUUAUUGGAGAUACCUGGGAUAAUGUGCGGUCACGAUUUGAAACUGACGAUGCGUUCUGUGCAAUAACGACGGAAAGUGAACGACUCAGGCUGUUCAAAGAGUUCAUGAAGUCUUUAGAAGACGAAGCGCGUGAACAAGAGGAGAAGCGUGAAAAGAGGGAAAAGAAAGAACGCGAUAGAAAGAGACCAAAGGGUGAGAGGGAGUCUCGCGAUGAGAAGGAAAAAGGUCGUGAAAAAGAUAAAGAUAAAGAAAAGGAUAGAAAAAGUAAGAAGCACAAUUCGAAAAGCAAGUCUGAUGGCGAAGAAAGUGAAAAUGAGCCCAGCAAGGACAAUAAAGACUCUCACAAAGGACGAACCGACUCUGAUCAUGAGAAUAAUUCAUCGGGAAAGAAAAAGAAAAACAGGUCGAGGUAUUCGCCUUCCGAUAAUCACAGAUCGCCAUCGGAGGGCACAAGAAACAGACACCAUUCUAGGUCACCAACCGACAAAAAAGAGAAUGACAGACGCGAUCGAAGUAACGAUGAACCUCACGACGAAGAAAUGAGGUCGCCUAGUAAGGAUAAUGAUGGACGAAUGAAUGAUUCGGGAUCGAAAAGGUCAAGGCAAAAACGAGAACCGAGUGUUAAGAACAACGACGAGGGAUCUGAUCAUGAGAAGCAAAAUGAGAAAGAAUUGAAAAAAGAUAAGAAAAAGAAGAGCCGAAGAAAGAAGCAGUCUGAAUCGGAUAAUGGGGAAGAAAAAGUCGACAAUGAGGAGAUAGAACAGCAAGAUAGCAAUAAUAGGAAAAAGAAGAAAAAGAAUAAAAAUUCAAGGUCGCCAAGCCCGGGUGAAAAGAUGGAACUGGGAGAACCUAAACACAGAGACGCUGAAAAUGAGGAAGACCUAAAAUCCAGCAGCAGGAAUUUAAAGAAGUCGAAGAAAAAGAUGAAGGCCGAUGAUAUUGAAUUGCAAGGGUCGUUGAAAGAUCUAAAAAUGGAGGACUCUGAAAAAAGCGACGGAGAAGUUAAAGAAUCAGUCAGUGAUGAUGGAAAUGGUAAAGAUAGGAAAAAAUCUUCGAAGAAAAACAAAAAAGACACCAGCCGCGAAGAAGCGGGUAUUGAUCCAUCUGAGGAUACUGAGGAGCGCCGUGAGUCGAAAGUUCGUAACGAAGGCUUGAAAGAUAAAAGCUCAAAGAAAAAGAAGAAAAGACAACAAACUCCAAAUUCGGACUCCGAAAAUUAGAAAGUUUCCAAACUUGAAAGAGCUUUCUAAAAAUGUUUUUUUAGCAUUGUGAUUGAUUAUAAUUAUCUUCUCAAGGAUCUCAUUAAUAACUUUUUGUCGCCCCUUUUGUCUGUCUGGAAAAAUCUAACUUUGCAGUCAUUAGGUGUCUCUUGCUUGGAAGAUUCGUAUCCAGGUACAUAAAACGGUAAAGGGGAAUGAGAAUGGCGCAUUGCUAAUUAGAUAACCCAACAAAUAUAAAAAUAUAUAAUUUAUACUGAUCCAUGUGAUUUUUUAGAAACCGCGUUAGGUUUACUGUAUCUGUAAUGUAAUGUGUUCCUUUUCUUUGUUUAUUUGUUGAAUUGAUUGUUUUUGAUCUUU